Cornus florida is the source of this 2910-nucleotide messenger RNA. RefSeq lists its product as uncharacterized. Lineage: Eukaryota; Viridiplantae; Streptophyta; Magnoliopsida; Cornales; Cornaceae. The transcript is spliced from 3 exons. Gene Ontology annotation, biological process: asymmetric cell division. The record is from RefSeq and is a predicted model, not a curated record. Bases 716 to 2809 code for a protein of 697 amino acids.
UUAAAAAAGCGCUUGAAAACAAUCUCAGUUUAUCUGUUGAAUUUUGAGCCUCGAUUUUGUCCCCAGAAGCAGAUAAAUGAUACUCAGGGAGCAAUGCACAUUGCUCCUCUUAGAUUCCAGUGGUCCAAUCCACAAUCAUGUGGCCUGGAAUCUCUGUACUCAAACAUCGUAACUAACAUAGGCCUUUUUCAAAACAACCUCUAAUGUGGACUUUUCUUCACAUUUUAGCUUUUCAUUUUCAACUAUGAACAGUUUCUUGCAGAUUGAGCUCUCUAAAUUAAUGGGUUUUUCAGUACAUGAGUUUCUCUCAAUUGGGUUGUGUUUGAAUUUUCAUUUUCUUUGUUCAAUAGUACUAUAUUUCACAGAGUCUUUUCUUCAUUCACUUGCAGUGCAUUGAAUACCUGUAACAUAAACCAACUUCGUGUCGUUUCACAUUUCAACUACUUAUAUAUACGCAAUGUUUCUAACCGAAUAAUUGCUUUAAACACACACACUCUUUGAAUUUUUUGUUGAUGUUGUUGUUUUAUUAGUAUCUUAUUUAACAAGGAGGUUUGGAGGAUUUCUGCUUCUGGGUUUUGAGUUGAAGUAGUGUUGGUUGUUUCUGAAAUCAAGAUUUCUUAUGUUUGAAGUUCUUAAAAUUAUAUUUGAAGAAAAGAGGUUGCUUUGGAAAAUAUGAAGAAUUAGGAUAGUGUCUGUGUUUGUGGAGAGAGAGAGCAUGGUGGAAUUAUGGGUUGUUGCAGCAGCUACUGGUGCAGCAUAUAUAGCUAAGUAUUGGCAGAACUUGUCUGGGGGAAGAGAUGGGUCAUUGGAGUCAUUUUCUUGGAAUUCAAGUCGCAGGCAAUCAGAAUUCCAGAAUUUGUUGCAGCAAAUAGAUCGAACUGGUCCCUACCAUAGAUUGGCACCAAGACGAUUGGAUGGAGAUGUUUCUUCAGAGAGACGAGAUGUUUCGGAUUGGAAAUUUCAAGAAAUGAAUUGGGUCAGUGGUGAUUCAAUGGCUAGAGUAGCUUCUACCAGUGGCGGAAAUAAAGGUUUGGCCAAUGUGGGGAAGUUUUCGGACCAUAAUGUACUUCAAUCAAUGAGUUUGCCAACGGAAUUCAGAGAAAGGGAACGUUUUCAAGAGAAUGUGGAUGAAAUUAGCGCGAGGAAUGAGUUUCUUGGCAAUUUUGGUGAUGCAUUGUUCGAAUUUGCAAAUGGAAGAUUCAUGAGGAGCAAGUCCCUUAGGAGUAGAGGGUCUUGUGGGUUUUUGGUUAAACCUUUAAAUUCUUUAGAAAAUUCCCUUACAGCUCACCUUUAUAGAGAGCGUGCCAAAAUGGAAGAAUAUGUGUUUAGGUCACUUCCAUCACCAUCCACACCGACAGUGAGGCCAUUGUUGGUAACUGAUGGGAGUCGAAUAAUCAGCAGAGCAAGUGGAGAUUCAUUUGGUGUACAUUCUGAGAGUGGGGAAGAUAAGCUGAAGAGCGAAGGCGGAGUGUGCUUGGAAGAAAAUAAUACAAUGUUGAGAAGUUCAUCAUUUCAGCAAACUGGAUUGGUGGAGGUUCCGAGGAAACUGAAACAAAGGUGUGGUAGGAGGCGUUUGAGCAGAUCCGGAGUGCCAUUACAUUCACAAGGAUCAUCCAAUGGACUGCUUAUUUUCUUUAUCGGAAUCACCAUCGGCAUACUAUCUGCUGUUGUAGCAAAUAAAAGAGAAAUGGACAAGUUAAAUGAGCUGUUGAAGAAGAGCAAGGGUUUAGUUCAAGAUCUUCAUGAGGAGCUUGAGAUGAAAGGUAUGCUAACUGUGAAGGAGCUCACAACAGAGGAUAGUCAAUCUCAUAAGACAAUUGGUAGCUUCUCCUUUAACCAGGAUCUGGUUGCACCUUCCUCUAAACGGGAAGUGGAUGAAUCCACGAAAUAUAAUAGCAAAGAGCAAAAAGAUCAGCAGUCAGAGAACCCCGAGUUAAUGAGUGAAAUUGAGGCCGAGCUUGAAGCUGAAUUGGAGAGGUUGGAGCUGAACAUGAAAGCAUCUACUUUGGAGAGAAUAUCUGAUUUUGUCGAGCUCGAUCCAGACUUUGAAGCUGAUGUGGUUAAGGGAGACUUGAAAUUAGAUAUGACCAACGGGCAACCUGGUGAUCCAUCUGACACACACAGUGAUGCAAGUGGCACCUCUACCGGUCAGACAGAUAUGUCUAACUAUGCAGUUUCGCCGCUGAAGCUGAGCUUGCGCCUUCAUGAGGUAAUUGAAUCAAGGCUUGAAGCACGUAUCAAGGAGCUUGAGACUGCACUUGAAAACAGCCAAAAGAAGGUGCAUUCCCUGGAAUCACAACGCAUGAUUUCUCAGGGGGACUUGGUCUGUAGCGAAGUAAGAUCUUCAUCUACCCCAGAAAGUCCAACCAUUACUGAUGAAGAAGGCAAUGACAUAAACUGGCCUAUGGGUAGUAAUUUAUCUGGGGAAGAUUUAGAUGCAUACAAUGAGGCUUAUGAUGGGAUGAUCAGAAUGACAGACACAAAUAACGACACUCCUGACGCGAUAUCUAAUGCCAACAAUAUUGAGAAAGAAAUGCAUCCAUUUCAGACAAAGCUGUUUGAAGGUCGAAAUAAUGGUGAUAAUGCAUCUACUUCACGUCAUGAAAGUGUCACUGAAGAAAGAUGGUCGCGAAGCUUGGUUAGUGAUAUGAUCAGGACUUGGGAAGAGGGGACAUCAAGAAGUCGAGGAUCAUAUGAAGUUGAUGACGACGAUGAUUCUAUGGGGAAGCUUUUGAUAAAACAAGUUGUGGAGAAAACCAGGCAUGGUUCUUCUAUUGUUUUAAAUGGUCAGAUGUGUUUUCGUCAAUGACGAACAAAUAUCAUAAUGAGGAAAUGAGAAAACCAGUAAAUGACAUGUAAAGAAAAUCUUGUACAGAGUUCUUUCAGGAAUUGAAAGUUUUCUUGCUUCAA